Chiloscyllium plagiosum (whitespotted bambooshark) is the source of this 16243-nucleotide messenger RNA. The record is from RefSeq and is a predicted model, not a curated record. NCBI's taxonomy places the organism in Eukaryota, Metazoa, Chordata, Chondrichthyes, Orectolobiformes, Hemiscylliidae.
GCAUUCUGCACCUGAGCUAUGUCAGCAUUUACGUUCCAAAUAAGCCUGUUUCUACCCUCUUUGAUUUCGCCCCAUCAUUACAUUCUCCUUAUCCAUCUUUCCGACUCUGUUUACUCGCCUUCUCUUCAGGAAUAGUCAAAGUGAACAGCACUUGCAGUCAUGGAUUCCAUAUUCUUACCAUUCUUUGGGUAAUGAAAUGAUUCUUUUUUCAUGAAUCCACUUUUGUUUUGUUAGUGACUGUAAUAUGCUGAUGCCUUCUAGUAACCAAUUCUCGCAGUAAUAAGGAUUUUGUUAAUAUAUGUCAACUCGAUGGAUCUUUCAUUGUCUUAAAUCUUUCUAACAGUGACUCCCUGCCCCCUCUUUUCUAGUAAAAAGAACCUCAUCCUCUUCAGUCUUUCUUGAUCAGUAUGUGCUGUCAAUUCUGCUAUUACCCUUGAGACUAUUUUUUGUCUGUCGCUGUAUAUCCUUUUCAUCAUGUGGAAUCAAAAAAUGUGCCCCAUGCACAUAUCCAAAGUUUAACACAGCUUUAACAUAACUUAUUUGAUUUCAAUUCUCUCACUCUGAAAAUCAACCGUAGUGCUUUAUAACCCCUUUUUAGUCCCUUAUUCCCUGACUUUACUAUUUUUAAUUAUUUCUAACGGCACUAUUUGAUCUCUUUGCGUCCCUGCACUGUUUUGGGCUCAUAUUAGGCAAGCAGCAGCUAGACUGAUUAGUUUUCACACCAAAAUGCUUUUGCUCACGUUGCAAAAUUAUUUUAUGUCCUCUCCUAUUCUUUCAGUCUUCCUUAUAUUAACUAUACUACUGCAUAUAUUCGGGUAAUAGUCACAUUUUUUUGACUACUUUUUAAGGUUAAAUUUAUGAGGUUGACUAUUACAUGGAUACUAAUUUUGAGGGGCUGAAAUUUGUGCCUGUCAAAAUUCACACUGUAUCAUUAGCAGAAGCCCAAUUGAUUUGUAAAUGAAUGAAGAGAAAAAAGAAUUACGGUAAUUCUGAAAACUUGGAGCGGAAUAGAACAGCUAGCAUACUGGAAGAUCAGGAGCAGAGUGGAACAACCGGCAGACUGGAAAGCUGGAGCGGGACAUGACAGCCGGCACACUGACUCAUAAAUGUUGAUCUGCGAUCUGUGAAGAACUAGGGCUGACUUUUACGUGCUGUAAGCUGUGACUCUUGAACUGAAAAAUCAGAGUCAUUUUCUCAGCGAACUCUACUUCUUACAAACUCAUGGAAUUAUCCAGAGAAAGAUAUCUGGACAACAAGGGGUGUGGCCAGCCAAAGAAGGAUCAUCUCAACAUUGGAACCAGGAAGCAAAGAUCAUUCAACUGUCAUUUCAGUUUUUCUACGUUUGCCAAUAAUCUAUUUUCCCUAUUUGUUUCUCUGUAUCUAUAUGUCUAAGUGGUGUUUAUAUAAAGGGGAUUAGUGUUAGUAGUGAAAGUUAUCAGUGUACCUGUAGCUAUAAUCUAAUCACUUUGGUAUAAAGAACAAAUUUUGUGUAGUAUAGAAACCUGGUCCAAGCUUUAUAUCAACCUUGGUCUGAAAGUCAGGUAAAUUGGGGUGCUGAGCAUAUUUUUAAAACCAUGUUGACAUUUAGUUUGACUCUGGGAAUGGUGGGACUUGAUUUAGGUGCACUCUCACCAUGGGCUGUAAAAAUAGUUCAAAAAUUUUUGAACAUUUGUUUUAGUGCCAAGCUAAAUGAUAUCCCUGAAAAUACUGAGAAAAGACAACCAACUAUUAAGUAUUUCAGCUAUUUUGCAGUCAUUACUUGCAAGUUCAUCUUUCACAUCCCUGAGACCCCCAUUCCCUACCUGACAUUCUUUUGUUAGUCAUGCAUGUAUAGAAUGCUGCAGGUUUCUUUGUAUCAUCUUAUGGCUUAAUAUUUGAAGUUCCUCUUUACUUUCUUAAUUAUCUUUUGAAUUCCUUUCAAACCUAUUUGUCAUUUUCGUUUGCAGUGUCUUUGCAGUUCCUUUUGCCAAUCUUGCCUUUGUUUGUGCAUUUAAGAUGUGUGUUCACUUUUAUCAUUAAGUAUUUAAUUAUCCAUGUUGUAUUAUUAUUGGCUAGCUUGCUGUCUGUUUUUUAGGGGACUAUAUUCUUCCUGAACUUUAUUAUUCCAUUUUCUUCCUGUGAAAAUGAGCUUUAUUUGCAAUAAAUUCUAUUACUCUUUACCUUACCUAGGCCUUGAUCACUCAUAAUUUUAAAUCCAACUGUUAUGUCACCAUUGCUUAGAUGUUCCCUGUACUUGCUUCUUGUACCUGCUGGGAUUCAUUUCCCGUGACUAUAUCCAGCUAUGGUUCUUCUUUGGUUGGCCAGUGCACUAUGUAAAAGUUUUUCUUUAUCCUGUUUUUUUAUUUGCAAACUUGUUUAGAUGCAGCUCCAUCUCCAAUAUUAUUAGUCAAUCUUAUUUAUUCAUUUCAUAAACAUUGCUCACCAGCCUUUUUCAUGCCUUAGUGACUGCACAAUAUCCCAUUAACAUUAUAGAUCUCUUGUAAUCCUUUAUCUCAAGCUUUACAAAUUACUUUCCAUUUUUUAAUGUUAGUCAUGUCCUUUCUUUUUCUCCCCUACUGCUACUAAGUUUUCUGUAAUUUGUACAGUACCUCCACCCUCCAUUACUUACCUAGCCGUUAUUUUAUGUCUAGUAAUUAUUUUGUACUUCUCUAACUGUAUUUGUCCCCUAACGCUUUAAGUUUCUCUUAAUUCUCCUUGAUCAGCAUAAUUUCUUAAUACAUAUAUCUCCUUUUGGUUAUCUUCUGCCAUAUACUGGCUUCAGUUCUUCUCCCUCUGCCCACCAUCCCUCCCAAUUCCCAGUAUGGUUCCAAAGAGCAAGCUUCUCUCUCUGGCAUAGAUUACUUGUGGAAGCAUGCAUUGUCCUGGGCUUCCAGUCCCCAGAUGUUUGGAGACUAGACUUGCAAACCAAGAUGCAUAUUGGGGCUUCAUACAUGUCUUGACCUCUGUGGGGAUUCCCAAUGAUUCCAACUGGCAAUGCCUCUGCUUCUCUAGACCCUCCGAAAUUCUGAGUUAGAAUCAGAAGCACUGGACAAUUUUUGGCAUAUUUACUUGGUUAGACUAAAAAAUUCCACUGACUAACUAUGUAACCACACCUCCAAUCACUCUCACUAACCACUUCCUCCCUCAAUGACUCUGGCCUUGACUCCCAACCCAUUUGUCACCUCUGCCACUGUACCAUCCUACUCUCCAACAACAAUAUCUGCCUAACAACCAACUCACUUGCCAACCUACUGACCUACCACCACUGACACACUCUACCACUGCCAUCAUUGCCACUCUGACCUGUGCACUCCUACAUAGUGCUAUGCCUGUGGCUGCAGCCUAACUGGGGGAAAGGGUUGGAGGAAGACUUCAGAAGUCUUGACAGGGGACCUCAGAACAGUUUCAGCUGAAGCACUUUUGUAUGGCUGGCAGCAGGAACACUGGUGGACUGUCAGUGGUAGGACCAGGAAUGCUGCAUGCUGGUAGAGAGGAUGGUAUGGAUUUUGUUCUCACUUUGGAACCACCGCCAAUCAGUCAGGUGGCACCUCAACCAAUCCUCUCAGAACACAGUUCAGUUGAUACCUAUGAAAUCUGAACAGAUGAUCCCUUUCAGCACUUAGAGUCCCAUCAGUGAUGGCAGCAGUUUAAGCUGAGAUGAGCCUAGCUGGAUUGCAAGGCGACAAGCAGAGAUUUGAUGACCUUUGUGUGACUUUCCUUGACAACACUGAUAUAUUGGCCAAGACUGUCAGAUUGAGGUUGGACUAAUGCACUGACAGAGCGGGGAAAUCCCUGUCGUUUCUCAGGGAGAGGCCUGAUGGAAUCAAAUUCCUCAACCACCAAGGGCUUCCCACCAAUCAGAGGCUAGCAUAUUUCCUCUGCUGCUGGAGAUGCACACAUCAGAGAUUUAAGUCAUGAUGGCAUCCCAGAGUGGAGGUUCAAUUGCGACGAAGAAGUUGAUACAGGUCUGCAGAUGCAUUAGGAACCAAGACACAGAGAGACUGUAGGCUGGGAGUCGUGAGAGGAGGGUGCACUGGGGUCCAGAGGUGAGAGCAGUUUUCAGCAGCCACCUUCCCCGAGGCCAGGACUUUGGAUCAGUCACAGAGUGCUUAAUUAUAGAGAACCCUCCAAGGGGAAAACCUAACCGGAUUUAAUGGUUGACUCUCCAGAUGCUGGAAAGCCAUAUAGCUUCAUUUUAAUAGCUAAUGGUAAAAGUGGUAAGUCUAAUAGAGUCAGGUAGAUCAGCUCUGUAUGUUUGACAUACAUUUGAUUGAAUUUGUUGAUAGAUGAUGAAUUGGGGUGUGGUGCAUUCAGCAGAGUGAGAGAUCGGUACCACCUUUUCAAAGGCAACUAGAGCUGUCAGUGUAUGCUGGGAGUAUAUGUCCACUUCUGAGAAGGGAAUUGCUAACAAGUGGCUUUAUUUGAUGCUGUAACCAAGUCCUGAAGACCAAGCUUAUGACAUUGGAAACAGAUAGCCAUGGAGUUCACUGACUUUACAAUAAAUAUCUGGAGGCUUCAAUUAUGUUUACUUACUUAAUUACACUCAAUUAAUCUACUUCAAUUAUGUUGUUAACUUUGUUUUAAGUUGGAAAUAUUUUACAGGUGAAUGCAUUAAUAUAAUGGCUGCCCAAAAGUUUAUUUCCACCCUAUAAUAUUCCAAUUAGGCACCCAAUAUAUGUGUCCAAAGGCUCUGGAUCUAUAUCUGAGAAACUUUGAGCCCACACUAUGCGAUCUGCUACCCUUAUUGCUCCAGUUUCUUCUUUCGCAGAACACUUUUCCCAGCCAUUUCUAACAACCAGAACAGUCAAAGUGUACUUCACCUUGUGGAAGUUCAAGUUAGCUUCAGUUGAUCCUAACUGUGUACAAAUCCAGACUCUGUGCUGAGUACACAGCCCAUCAGCAGUUUAUUUAAUGUUGGAUCACAUGACAUAAACAUGGAGGAGAGCUAGCGGUACAAAGUUUACAUGUUAUCUGCAUCACCACCAUUGGGUGCAAGGUAACUUUAUCCAUCAUGGAAGCCAGGCACACGAAAUAGAGGAAUGAUAUACUUACCUUGUCUGGUAGCAUUCCUAUUACACUAUUGUCUUAGCCAAUACUAGUGUAAAAGGUUGACUAAUGACAGUCAAGUGUUAACUGUAGGACUUUUGUCAUUUACCACAAGCUUCCCCUUAUUGUGACACAGCGAGAAACCCCAAAACAUCGCAAUGUUGUUAUAAUUGUCUGGAAUACAAGAUGCUGACAAAAUGAAGUUCUUGCAGUGCAAAGUUCUGUAUUCAGCUGGAUUCUACUUGGUGUUCAUUAUGGAUUCUUUCUACAGGAGACUGCGAAAAUCUGACCUGAAAUUCGUGGCACAGAUAAAAUUGUCCAGUAUAAGUCUGUGAAGCAAGGGCAAGAGUGAAACAUGCAAGAAAAUCAUUACUGACUGCAGGAGAAUGGAUCGUGGCUCUAAUUUUCCACCUCACAAACAAACAUUUUCAGCAGUGAAGGUGCUUCUGCUCAGAUUUGUCCCCUCCAGAAGAAGAUGGAACAAUGUCCAGAUUCAGCUGAACAUGAUCAAUAAUCCUUGGUGUAAUCACUUGCAGAAAAUCAGAAGAGAACCAAGCCAAGUGCUUCACCCUAUCAACUUUGAUGAAGAACAACAGUAAUUGUUUCUGCAAUGGUUACAUGAGCUGUGGUGACAUCCUGGUGAAAGUUGUUCAUUUUCUAUCCACUGUUGAAUCAUAGAAGGGAACAAAAAAAAACUGUAAAAGGUGAUAAAACAAAACAUGAAUUUUUUCAUAAAGUUUCGGAGGCAUUUGCGAAGGAUGGUGAUCUUACUGGCCGCCUUUUGCAUGGUGAGUGUUAUUAUAUCAGCUUAUUACUUGUAUACUGGCUACAAACAAGAGCUGGAACUUUCUAAGCCAACUCCAGAACAAGAUUGCGGAGAUCUCAAACUCCUACCAUACAGACUGUUUGAAAUGAAAACUGCAAAGCCCAUUGACACAUCUAGAGCAGACCCGAUGGCUCUGGUGUUUGUGGAGAGUCAAUAUUCACAGCUUGGGCAAGAGAUUGUGGCGAUUUUAGAGUCGAGCCAUUUUCAGCACCAUACUGAAAUUGCCCCUGGCAAAGGGGACAUUCCUGCCCUUACAAACAAGGACCGGGGCAGAUAUGCACUUAUUAUAUAUGAAAACAUUUUGAAAUAUGUGAAUAUGGACUCCUGGAAUAGAGAGCUGCUGGAUAAAUACUGUAUGGAGUACAAUGUUGGCAUUAUAGCAUUCCACAAAGCUAAUGAAAAUAGUUUAUUGAGCUCACAGUUGAAGGGCUUUCCCUUGAAUCUACACACCAACCUCGCCCUUAAGGAUUGCUGUAUAAACCCACGGUCUCCUUUACUGCACAUCACUAAAGCUAAAGAAGUUGAGAGAGGCCCUUUACCAGGAGAGGACUGGACUGUGUUCCAGUCUAAUCACUCUACCUACGAGCCUGUGUUGCUGGCCAAACCAAGUUCCACUGAUAACAUUCCACAUCAGAUUGCUGAUGAAAUUCUGCACGCCACUGUGGUUCAGGAUCUGGGGCUACAUGAUGGCAUUCAGCGAAUUCUCUUCGGCAACAACUUGAAUUUCUGGCUGCACAAACUUAUUUUCGUGGAUGCAAUUGGUUUCCUUUCAGGGAAGAAAUUGUCACUCUCUUUGGAAAGGUACAUCUUGGUGGAUAUUGAUGACAUUUUUGUUGGGAAGGAAGGAACAAGGAUGAACGUGAAUGAUGUAAAGGCAUUACUUGAAACUCAAAACCUCUUGCGCACCCAAGUUCCCAACUUUACUUUCAACCUCGGAUAUUCUGGAAAAUUCUACCACACAGGUGGUAGAGGUCGCAGGUUUGGAAGGUGCUGUCGAAGGAACCUUGGAACAUUUGCAGAGGAUGAAGGAGAUGAUCUGCUGCUGAAGUAUGUGAAUGAAUUCUGGUGGUUUCCUCACAUGUGGAGUCACAUGCAACCUCAUCUCUUCCACAAUGAGUCAGUGCUGGCUGAGCAAAUGAUUCUCAAUAAGGAGUUUGCAUUAAAACAUGGCAUUCCUAUUGAUAUGGGCUACGCCGUGGCACCACAUCACUCUGGAGUCUAUCCGGUCCAUGUGCAACUCUAUGAGGCUUGGAAGAAGGUGUGGGGUAUCAAAGUGACCAGCACUGAAGAGUAUCCGCACUUGAAACCAGCACGAUACAGACAUGGCUUCAUCCAUGGUGGCAUCAUGGUACUUCCACGGCAAACCUGUGGCCUUUUCACCCAUACCAUAUUCUACAAGGAGUACCCUGGAGGCCCCAGAGAACUGGACAAGAGCAUCAGAGGAGGAGAACUUUUUCUCACUGUUCUUCUCAAUCCAAUCAGCAUCUUCAUGACACAUUUAUCCAAUUAUGGAAAUGAUAGACUAGGACUCUAUACAUUUGUGAACCUGGCUAAUUUUGUCCACUGUUGGACCAACCUGAAGCUACAAACCAUCCCCCCUGUACAGUUGGCGCACAAAUAUUUUGAACUCUUUCCAGAACAAAAGGACCCGCUCUGGCAGAAUCCAUGUGAUGAUAAACGACAUAAAGACAUCUGGUCUAAAGAGAAAACCUGUGAUCGUUUACCAAAAUUUCUGGUUAUUGGACCUCAAAAAACAGGCACGACCGCCUUGUACUUGUUCCUAAUUAUGCAUCCAGCCAUCACCAGUAAUUUCCCCAAUCCAAAGACCUUCGAAGAAGUGCAGUUCUUCAAUGGGAAUGCCUAUCACAAGGGAAUUGAUUGGUACAUGAAUUUUUUCCCCAUCCCUUCCAACAUGACCACAGACUUUCUGUUUGAGAAAAGUGCAAACUACUUUCAUUCAGAGGAUGCUCCGAAGCGAGCUGCAGCCCUCUUGCCAAAGGUGAAGAUAAUCACCAUCCUCAUCAACCCUUCAGAUCGGGCCUACUCCUGGUACCAGCACCAGCGAGCACAUGAGGAUCCCGCUGCCCUUCGGUAUAGUUUUUAUGAGGUGAUCACGGCAGGUCGGCGAGCUGUUCCUGAGCUUCGGGCCCUUCAUAAUCGGUGUCUGGUGCCUGGCUGGUAUGCAGCACACAUCGAAAGGUGGCUAACAUACUACCCAACUCGACAGUUACACAUUAUAGAUGGGCACAAGCUGAGAACAGAUCCUGCUGCAGUAAUGGAUGGUGUGCAGAAAUUCCUUGGAGUUUCCCAAUACUACAAUUAUUCUCAGGCCCUCACGUUUGAUCCGCAAAAGGGCUUCUGGUGCCAGUUGCUUGAAGGAGGAAAGACAAAGUGUCUGGGGAAAAGCAAAGGCAGGAAGUAUCCAGCCAUGGACGUAGAGUCUAGAACAUUCCUGUCACGAUACUACAAGGACCACAAUAUUGAACUGUCCAAGCUGUUCUACAGACUGGGUCUGCCGUUGCCAUCUUGGUUAAGGGAAGAGCUACAAAAAGUGAUGAGAUAGUUGUUGGAAAACUGGAAGCAAAUCGCUAUUGUCCUCUUAUCAGCCCCAACACACAGCACCCCCCCAUUAAGCCCACUCCUAAGCUAGGAGUGACUGCCAAAAAAAAACUUUCUACUAUACCUCUACAAACAGAAAGUAUUCUUUAAUCUUUCCAUGUGCUGGCAUGUGGUAUUGUGAAGCUGACAGCAGUCGAGAAAGUGUGGGUCAGCAGCCUAUGGCUGAAUUAUAUAUGUUUAACUGGUAAUAUUUUGUGAGGAUUCAGUCUGUGUUUCCCACCCCCACCCCCCACCCCUUACAUCUCCUCCUUUCUGAGGAUUGAAUGAUGUAUUGUAAAGAUAGAAAAAUGUGACUUUUUUUUUUGUAAAUGAAACCUGUACAGUGCUGGUUAACUGUCUGGUACCUACAGUGAAAUAAAUUGCACUAUGUUACUUUUACUGCCAUGCAUAUAAAUUAAACUGAAAUCAUAAUCUUGCUAUUAUAGAUCUGUGUUUUAAAAUCUCUGGAGUUUCUAAUCCUUUUGAUUUGUUUAUUCAGUAAUGACAGUUUACACUGAUUACAAACAACACUCUAUAUAAUUUGCCAAUGUAAUAAGUAUCUUCUCCCUACGUUUGCUGUUGAUGCAACAAUCUCCUCAGAAGCUAACCUACUAACUCUCAUGUAACCAUGUCUGAGAUGGAAGUGUUACUGAUUGACAAAAUAGUACUAAAGAUCCGUAAUGCCCCACUGUAACUUGGGAACAGUAUUUGGUUAUAUCAUGAAUAAAACAUUGUUCCAUCUAAAGUAAAAAGUCAACAAAAACAUCAAAAUAAGUACAGGCGUGCAAACCUUUAGCAGCUGCUGGUGAAACACUUCCUUCUCUGUCAGGGCAGAAAUGACUCUCAAAAAGUGAGCGAUAUAGAAUUUGCAAUAUAGCAUCUACAUAUCUGUACCACCUCUCUGAGCCAUGUGCGACCAGUGUAUCCCCUCCCCUUUUCUCUCUCGGAUAUAAUUGAAGGAUUAUAUAGAAGGCUGCUGGAUAUACAUUUUGAUUAUAUGUCUAUAUAGAAGGACAAGAUGUGAAUGUGAGCAUUACAGAAAAGAAGAUGAUUGUGCGUGCUCCUACAACAUGUAGGUUUGGACUGUGAUCACAUAUGACUUACUCAGAUACAAAAGAAAUGGAAAACUCUAUCUCUUUGGCACCUUAUUGGUGAACUUGGUUGCUUUGAUGAAGAGUUCCUUGAAAACAAGCAAUGUAAGAAGUGAAAGCUAUCGUAGGGAGAUUUUUCUCUGCUUGUGGUAAACAUACAGAAGACAUGCAGUAUGACUGUCCUGAAAAGUUACUGCAUGGUCACUUGUCAUGCAUCCCCCAAACUGGCAAAGCAAAACAUACAUAUAGUUGACUGCUUGGCAAUCUGGAGAUGAGACACUAGGUUGUACAGUUGUCUCAUUAAGUAACUUCAGCAGCAGUAGAAGUAUCUUAGAUGGCAAAUGUUAGCAUGAGGCAACACCAGAGAGCAGCAGGUAAUAUGACAGCUAACCUACAAUGAAUAUAUAAAAUGUAAAAUGUUGUCAGAUGGAAAGAUCAUAAAUAACUGCCAGAGAAAUGUUUCUAAAGCUCAAUCCAGUUCUUUCUGAUGGCAGCUGAGGACCCCUUUAAGGAUAUUUGGAAUUGGAACACAACUUUCAAUUUGUAACGCCCAUGGUUGGUGAAUUAGAGCAGGAACUGGCAAUAUGCAGGAGGACAGUGACAAAUUUAGUCUAAAUUACACCAUGUCUCCCUAUCUACAUAUACCCAUGAAGAUCCUGCCUGGAGCUGACCACUUGAUUUCAGACCCAUCCAAAAAUUGACAGAUAAACAGCAAUAAGUUGGUGGUGCGUCAGCUGACAUUGCCUUGAACACAAAUAGAGCAGUAGGAAAAUGGAUAAUACUCCCAUUUUGUUUCAAAAGUCUCUAGAAAUUUCUUUGUUCAAAGAAAGAAAUUCUUUGUUUCAUCUGGACUGCAAAUAAAGAUGAUGACAUUGCCCUUCACUGAUCCUUCCCAAUAUUCUCCAGUUUUCCUUCAUUAAGUAACAGCAACAGCACAGAGCUUUUUGUAGAUCUGUAAUUAGUGUUUCAAAGUGGUCCCUAAAUUGAUGAUGUUAUUUUCACACUUGUAAUGCACUCCAGGGAAAUAAUGUUGCAUUUAUACCAUGUACUUGUGCUGGGUUUGUGUUUCACAAGGAGCAAUUAAUCAGCCACACAAUUGCAUUUCUCUCACAAAUUCCAAAGUAUAUGAACCCAGCAGAAGAAACUUGAAUUAAAAAUAUGUCAUGCUUCAGGUUUCCAAAAUGAAAUGUUCUUCUGUUAUCUGACCCAGAUCUGUUGUGCGCAGAAACAAAUUCUCAGUUAAGUAACUUGAAAGCAAAACAGGUACAUUGCCUUUGUGUACUUACUCUAUUCCAAAUCUAUCAUGGAUGCUAGUUUAAACAACCAAUGGUCGCAUGGGUACAGGAAUAAUCUACAACACUCAAAAUAGGUGUAGACUGUGAACUGUAGAUGUGACUAUCAUUGUUAGGUGUUUUUUUUUUGCUUCAGAUAUGUACAUAAUAAAUGAAUAAGAGAUAUCAAGUCUUUAACAUUGGUACAGAUUUUUGCCCUCAAGAAGAUAACUACUAAAUUAAUCUGCUUCUGUCUCUGAGAUUAUUUUACAAAAUACAGCUCUGACAGCAGAGGAAGCAAAUAAAAUCAUAUGUUUUCAAACCACACAAAUUUGUUUGGGCUGCAACAGGAUACGAGUUUCGAGCCAUGUUUAAACAUUUAUUAAGCAAAAAUUGUUUGACCAAUAAUGUUUAUCAAAUUGAAAUUGGAAAUGCUACCAUGUUUUUUUUAACAUGUUAUCAAUAUGCUUUGCAUCAGUCACAUGGUGAAACUAUGAUUUUGCUGGUCCCUAGUGUUGAGAUUUAUUUUUCACUCUGCUGCAGAAUGUUGUGAUGUGACACUUCAAUUGUUGGAGGAGGGAACACUGACGUUACCAGGAGUGAUAUUUUGCACAGUUAAGAUAGGGACAAGAUUAACAAAGAGGCAGUCAUAGAGACAGUGCUGCAAACAUUUUAGUUUUUUCAUUGCUUUUAGCAAUAUCCUCUGGAGCAAAAUGGAAGUGUGAGUCUCCCACUGUAAACAAAUAGAAUGUACAUUGAAAUCUGUAGGAGAACACAUUGGCAAUGGGGGCAGGAAUGCUUCUGGGCUAGUAAUGCUCAGAUCUGCACAAGAGCUCUAGGGAUGAGAUCAAUUCAAUUUAAAUUCAAUGAAUAAACAUAGAAAAAUCUUUAUCUUAUUAAUAAGGAUAAGGCAACUGGGUUGUAGAAAUCUAAUUGGUUCACUAACGCCCUUCAGGACAGGAAAUCUACCACCCUUAUGUGUUGUAGCCUACGCGUGACUCCAGAUCCACAGAAACAAAAGCAAAAUAGUGUGCAUGAUGGAAAUCUGAAAUAGAAACAGAAUUGUUGGAAAAGCUCAGCUAGUCUGGCAGCACCUGUAGGGUGAGAGAAAUGGAGUGAACAUUUUGAGUCGAUUAUGAUUUUUUUUCUUUGAACUGACCAGGAGCUGCAGGUAUAGCAAAUCACUGUUUUACCAAAUACAAAAAAAAUCAUCAUUGUCACUGACUUCCAGUUUCUUAAGGGCAAUGAGCAGUAGGCAAUAAAUGCUGGUUUUGCUAAUGAUGUUCAAAUCCCAAGAGCAAAGACAAAGUAAUUGUUAUCGACUCCUCUAUUACUCCAGUGUUGCACCGUUCAACUCAUAGUUUAGUCCCUUGUUAGCGAAAUACCACAUUAUCAUAUAUUGGAUUGCUUUUCAAAUAUGCAUUGUGAGUGGGGUGUUCCAUCUGUCAAAAUAUGCAUCAGAAUAACAUGGGUGCACUGCAUACAAUUUUCCAAUCUGCAAUGCCAGUGAGUGAGAUUUCCCCAAGCAAAAGAACAAACUCAUAGAAACAACUUUCAUAAUAUUAAUCCCAGUAGAAAUAACACAGGUUGGCAUACUUACAGACUGGCAUUACUGCCCAAGGAGUAACUUUAUAUAUAUUUAUAUAUUUUGCUGCUUAUAAAUUGAGCCUUCCAAUUUUUAUGUUGUCAUUAUUUUAACAGCAUUAAUCUUAAUUGUCUGAUUAAUUUAUUGUCUCAUUCAUGUUGAAGAAAAUAAAAGCUGCAAAGUUCUUUUAAACUUUGUAAAAUUGGCAUGUGAUACUUUCGCUGACUCAAAUGAGCAGGCAUCAGCCAGUUCAGUCAAUCAUAACAAAGCACUUUUUAAAUAUGAUUUCACUAAACAAUGAAAAUUUAGAAAUGACAUCGUCUAUCUAAAACAUAUUCAGAUUUAAUGCCAACAACUUUCAUUUUAUAGCAACUUUGAUGUAGUAUAAUUCUGUACAUUUCUUAAAUGAAGCGCAUUUUGAGUAACUUUAAGGUCCUGCAGGUGAGGGUCCAUUUCCAUAGAAAUUAUUGUCAUAACAUUAAUGCAUCCUAUCCCUUACUCAUGCUCCUUGAAGUGUGAAGACAGAAAUAAUGAUAUUGUCUCUAUUUACAAGCCUCUAAAUUUUGAUCAAUAAGUAAAGAUGUAAUAAUAAUUUCAAAGUGGAUAAUGAGCAUUUCAUUUGCAUUGUCAUUUUCUCGUGAUCUUUUGGUUUAAUUUGAUACAUUUUCCAGAAUCAUAGAGUGUGUGAGUGUGUGUUAGUUUUUUUUUUUAAAUAUAUGUUGUCAUGUAUUUUUAUUUUCAUGUAAUGGCAGAAUACAAUUAUGAUGUUGAAUUGUUGUAGUUUUAAUCCAUUACCAAAAUAAUAUAAUUGAGUUUUAUUUUCUUGCUACAGUGUUUCUUUCUGCUGAAAAAGCAAUGUUAUGUUAGCAGAGAUAAAAAAAGAUUGUCUGCAAAUGUACUUUAAGUACCUAUAUACUUAAAACUAGUUUAUGUCCAUGAAUAUUAUAUAUACAUCACAUAAAAAAUAGCUGAGCAUUCAUCUGAUAACAGCAACAACAGUACUUUGCUGGUUUUGGUUUUACAAUGACUCACUAAUAAUGUAACAGUUCAAAAAUAGUUAUUUUUGCAGUACCUGUCUUCCCACAAUCUUCUUCAGAAGAUGGCUGCCCAUACAGCCAUAGCCUGUCUCAUCAGUGGUCUUGCAUUUAUAGUGAAGGUUUGAAUAACUUCUUUAAGAUUCAUAAGAGAAUUGACCAUUCUGGUUCAGAAUAUUAGUCUUGCCAUACUAAGAUUAAAAGUGUUGUUCUAUUAUGUUUUAUAUUUAUCUCUUCAUUGUUUUACAAUUAUUUCAACCUUCUUUAACAUGUCAGUACCUCAUAGAAUUUGAUUUUAAACAAAAGAAUAUAACAAUCGACUCAUUGAAAAUUAUUUGGAGAAAGAUCUUAAAUGUGAGUUUUGCCAAUCAACCAAAAAUUACGUAACCAGUGGGAGAGAUGACAGAUUUCAGGUUUAGAUGGGGAUGAAUCAGUUUACACAUGUGGAACAUAUGUUGGUGAGGGUCAAGUAUAAAGUUCUGUACCUAUUAAUCAUUCAAACCUCUCCUCCAAAACAAAACUUAUUGUGCACUGGAACAUGUGGAAAUAGGUCGGUCUGUACUUUGAACCUGUUCAGCCAUUCAAUUAGAUCAAAUUUAAUGUGUAUCCAACCCCCAUUUAAACAAACUUGCUCGAUACUCUUUGAUACUCUCUUCUACCCAAGAUAUAAGAAUUUCAGCCUUAAAACUUUUAAUUGACUCAUUAUGCAAUAUAAUCAAUUGCCUUUGUAUGACAGUCUGUAUCUUGAUGGUCACUCUUCAGUGGCCUGUAUAUAAAUAUAAAAUUAUGCCCUCUUCUUCUGGAUUUCUCCAUAGAGAAAAUAUUUAUUUAUAUCAACCAUUUUUGUUUGUGUUUCAAAUCCUUUUAUCGUUUUCAGCACCUCAAUGAGGUCAACCCUCAACUUCAAAUCAGGACAAGCUGCAUCUAGGCAACAAUUAAUUUGGCUCUUUAACCCUUCUAAGAGUUCUAGUGAAGCUGUGCUCAAUCUCUUUUAAAGCCAAUAUAUCCCUCUCAAGACAACAUACUGCAGAUAUUGAAAAUCUAGAAUGUAAACAAAAAUUACUGCAAAUGUUUAGUAAGUCAAGCAACCUGACACACCAAGUAUUUCCAGCCUAUUCUGCUUGUAUAACUGUCCUGACUUUCAGAGCCCAAACUGGAGGCUAUACACCACCUGGGAUCUGACCAAAGCUCUGUAAAACUGAAGCAUCACUUCCAAAUUCCUGAAUACCCAACACGACAUUGUUGGUGAUUGAGUAAAUGUGGGUAAAUGCUUGAACGUGAUGUGAAAUGUUAUCACUGUUUUCAUUGAUAAAUGUUGGUAUAGAGUCAAGGUCCUGGUGAUCGACAAUAUUAUGAUUGAAAAGGGUACAUUGAGAAUAUGAGAUAAAUCUGGGUGUUUCAAUGCCCCCCCCCCCCCCCCCCGCCGCAACCCACACAAGCUUCAUUUCAAGCCUAAGACUUGUAAGAGGCAAGACAGAGAGAAAGAACAGGAGAGUUAUUUUGAAAAUGUGGCGAAGAAUGGUUUAAGUCAGGGCACUGAGUAAUAAUUCUUAAGCAAUUUAUCUAUUUGCUGCUCCCUUUCAGGAACAGCAAUUGCAAGGACUUUUCCCAAAAUGUAAUUUCCUUAUUAAUAAUCCUCUAAUACAGAUGUUCAUUCUGCCCAACACAUUUGAUAUUGCAAUGAAUUUGUUGCUGUUAUCUGAAUGGCCAAUAUUUUAUUAAUGGUCAAAAAGUGUAAACAAUUUCACUUUUGCUUUGAUUGUUUUGUCAAAAGCUGAUUUAUAUUUUUUAAACAUUGUAAAUUUGACUUUGUAUUAGGUGGCAGUUUUAAAAUUCCUGUCAGAAUAAACAAGUGCAGAAUGACUUGGGUGUCUUCUAGUGACAGAUCAGUGCUGCUGUGUGGUGGUCCUGUUUGUUUUAUUAUUGCCAAUGGUUUAGCAACACAGUUAUUGACAACAACAUGAUGUAUUUGUGAAACUGCAAACAACGGAAUCGAACGUAAAGUGGAUCUAACAUGAAAAGGGGAAGUAGGACCCUCUGGUGAGAGAGUGGAGUUAGACUAACAUUCAUAGGUUACAAUUCCAAUUCCAAUAUCAGUACAUAAGUACUGAGUAUAAAUCCAUGUAUUGGAUCUGUCAAUCAUUUCCUGCAUUCCAAAGCCUAGUACACUGUAUAAUGUGACUUGCUACAGAACAUCUCUUGUCUUCAGUUGACCAUAGAAACUGGUGGAGUUGUUAUGAAUGGUUAUUUUUUUGUGACAGCUAUGGAUUUUUUCAUCAUAUUUGCUUUGAUCUUUAUCUCUAUCUCUUUUCAACCCAAUGUUAUUUUACUCUGAAGUAAAUACAAAUAUUGUUCCAAAUAGAUUUGUGAUAUAGACAGCUUUUCACAAUGACAUAUGUGUAAUUCUGUUGCUGUCAUAGACUAAAACUGAAAUUGUAUGAGCAAAGUUGUUGGAUUUUAUAUCAGCCAAGAUAAUUAAUUACUUUGUUAUAUUUUUUCUUUGAAUCUACAUUCCAAAUUCUUUGUUAUAUCUUCUAGCUUUGAGCUUCAGUGCCCUUUCAAGGCAGUUAUAUAUUUGGACAUGACAUCUGAUAUACACAAAUAUGCUGUACAGAAAAAUGUAUAUUUGCAGUCAUUUCUGUGUGCUGGAAGAGUUGGGAUCAACUCAAAAUGUACUGUUGAGACCAUCGGUGUAGCGCAAAUAGUUGUAUAUGUACAUUAGACUAUCUGGAAGUCCAUUCUGGUGAUCUAUUGAUUUGUGAACAACAGUUUAAUAACCUGUAUCUAGUUUGAUGCUAAAUUAAAUAAAUAAA